GUAAACACCUGAGAAAAACCCCAACCCGCCUUUUACAAUCUCUUCCUCGUAUCUGCAAUCCUUAUUUUUUUCAUUUUCACUCUCUUUCUCUCUCUCUGUAAUUUCGUCGAACACUUUCGGUGGAGGACAUUCGCGAAGAGAGAAAACAAGGUAACGAGACAAACAAGAAAAGGAAAAUAAAAAAGGCCAGCGACAAUGUCUCUCCGACCCGGUACUCGGUCAGAGGCGCGCAAGAAGUCGUACAAGACUGGGGUCGAUGCGGAUGAGGCUAGGAGGCGGAGGGAGGACAAUAUGGUGGAGAUCAGGAAGAACAAGCGCGAGGACAGUUUGCUUAAGAAGAGGAGAGAUGGGUUUCUCAAUCUACCUCAGCAACAGCAGCAAUUGCUUGAUGCUUCUCAGACCGCUGCGGCUUUGGAGAAGAGGAUGGAAGGUAUUCCCAUGAUGGUACAAGGAGUAUGGUCUGAUGAUCCUGCUAUGCAAUUGGAGUCUACGACUCAGUUUAGAAAGCUUUUAUCAAUUGAGCGCAGCCCUCCGAUUGAUGAGGUUAUCAAAGCAGGUGUAGUCCCUCGGUUUGUUGAAUUUCUUGGAAGGCAUGAUGUGCCUCAACUGCAAUUUGAGGCUGCAUGGGCUUUGACAAAUGUUGCAUCUGGAACAUCGGAGCAUACACGUGUGGUGAUUGAUCAUGGUGCUGUCCCUAUGUUUGUGCAACUCCUUAGCUCUGGUAGUGAUGAUGUUAGAGAACAGGCAGUGUGGGCUUUAGGUAAUGUUGCUGGUGAUUCACCAAAUUGUAGGGAUUUUGUUCUUAGUCAUGGUGCACUUGUGCCAUUAUUAGGUCAAUUAAAUGAACACUCAAAGUUAUCCAUGCUGAGGAAUGCUACAUGGACUUUAUCCAACUUUUGUCGUGGCAAGCCUCCUACACCCUUUGAUCAGGUUAAACCUGCCUUACCAGUUCUUCGGCAACUUAUUUACCUGAAUGAUGAAGAAGUAUUGACAGAUGCUUGCUGGGCCCUUUCUUAUCUUUCGGAUGGCCCAAAUGACAAGAUUCAGGCUGUGAUUGAUGCUGGUGUCUGUCCACGACUUGUGGAACUUUUGCUUCAUCCAUCGGCCACGGUUCUUAUACCUGCUCUUCGGACUGUAGGAAACAUUGUUACAGGCGAUGAUGCUCAGACUCAGUUUGUAAUUGAAAACCAAGUUCUCCCUUGCCUCUUUCAACUUCUUAUGCAAAAUCACAAAAAAAGCAUUAAGAAAGAAGCUUGUUGGACGAUCUCAAAUAUUACAGCUGGAAAUAAAGCUCAAAUACAGUCUGUUAUUGAGGCCAACAUUAUCCAGCCACUUGUACAUCUUCUCCAACAUGCAGAAUUUGAUAUCAAGAAGGAGGCUGCAUGGGCCAUCUCAAAUGCCACCUCUGGGGGUUCUUGCGAGCAGAUCGAAUUCCUGGUUUCCCAAGGUUGCAUCAAACCGUUGUGCGAUCUUCUUAUCUGCCCGGACCCAAGGAUUGUAACUGUGUGCCUUGAGGGUCUUGAGAACAUUCUGAAGGUUGGUGAGGCUGACAAAGAAAUGGGGAUGAAUGGUGGAAUCAAUCUUUAUGCACAAAUGAUUGAUGAAAAUGAUGGAUUGGACAAGAUCGAAAAUCUUCAGACGCAUGAUAACCAUGAGAUUUAUGAGAAAGCUGUGAAGAUCUUGGAGAGAUACUGGGCUGAGGAAGAAGAUGAGGAACAGAAUAUCCAGGAUAAUGGAGACGGAAAUCAACCCGGUUUUUCUUUUGGAGCAAACCAGCCUAAACCUCCCCCAGGUGGAUUUAACUUUGGAUAGAAGGAAUAGUUGUCUAGAAUUCUCUUUUGUAACUGUGUAGCCUGCUUGACCUUUUUCAAUUUUUUUUUUUUUUUGGGAGUUCUAAGAACCAUAUUUUUAUUUCUCUCAUGGCCAAGGGUCAGAGUUUUUGGUCUGACAGAUGGCCUUAUCCAUGGAGUUUGUCAGAAAUUUUAAGACCUGCGAGUUUCUGUUUAGUUAUUCAAUUUUUGUCGUCUUUGUAUUCGCAUAUCUAAUGGGAAAAAACUCAUCCUUACUGUUUCCUUUUGCGAAAUAA
Molecule: messenger RNA, 2086 nt
Organism: Ziziphus jujuba (common jujube)
Lineage: Eukaryota; Viridiplantae; Streptophyta; Magnoliopsida; Rosales; Rhamnaceae
Product: importin subunit alpha-4
Exons: 10
Coding region: 196-1812 (538 amino acids)
Biological process (GO): NLS-bearing protein import into nucleus
Cellular component (GO): nucleus; cytoplasm
Molecular function (GO): nuclear import signal receptor activity; protein binding
Source: RefSeq, a predicted model, not a curated record